Zophobas morio is the source of this 993-nucleotide messenger RNA. RefSeq names its product 23 kDa integral membrane protein-like. The record is from RefSeq and is a predicted model, not a curated record. Lineage: Eukaryota; Metazoa; Arthropoda; Insecta; Coleoptera; Tenebrionidae. The transcript has 6 exons. The coding region runs from base 126 to 872 and encodes 248 amino acids. Gene Ontology annotation, cellular component: plasma membrane.
GCGUUUAAUACGCGAAUCCGUUCUUCUUAAAUCAUUCCUCAUAAUCAAAAUCAUGAUGCUCCUCAACUUUUUUAUCAGAUAGGAUUAUUUCAAGGUAGACCGAUACGACAACCGAAAUCGUAAAAAUGAGCUGCAUCUCGGAAUUUGCGAAAUACUUGUUGCUAGUAUUUAAUUUCAUAAUUUCGGUAUGUGCCAUCACGUUAAUCGUAUUCGGGAUUAUCUACUACAUGCAAGAAAACCACGGCGUGAACGUCUUCUCGGACAUAGGUAGCGUUUUUUCGCUUGGAAUUUUAGCGAUGUGCGUCGGGGUGAUUAUUCUCUUCAUCGCCGCCUUCGGCUGCUGCGGCGCUCUUCACCAAAAUACCUGUCUACUGACAAUCUAUGCUUCGAUCCUCAUUAUUCUUUUCGCUCUGCAACUGGCUGUCGGUGUUCUGGCGCUCGUCAAGAUCAUAGACGAAAACGACUUCUUCGUUUUCGUGAGAGACAUUUUAAGAGAAUUGUUUGACAGCGAGGACACGGAAGACAUAAAAUCGUUCCGUAGUAUUCAAAGCCAAUUCGAAUGUUGUGGAGUUAAUAAUUAUACUGAUUAUGACACACCACCGUACCCUUCCAGUUGCUGCGGACGAACGAACUGUUACUUACCUUACAAAAUUGGAUGUGCAGAAGCUUUUACAAACGCCCUGAGCACUUAUAUCCAAGUCAUAGCUUACGUAGCGAUCGGUUUUGCAGUCAUUGAGCUUAUAGGGGCCAUCCUUUCGUUUUUGGUAAGAAAAAAAGACAAGAUUCGAAAAGAAAAUAUUCGCAACAAGUUGCGAGUAUCAAAACGCAACAUAUCGGAGGACACGCUGAAGAUUGAGGAGACAUCCAUAUAGUUGAAAUUUAGUCAAGAAAGUGGUGUUUUUAUAAAACACCUCCAAAAGAUCUUAUUAGGUUGUGAUCUACAAAACACGUUGUAAAUACACUAGCUUGUAAGUAAAUAAAUAUCAAAUUUAG